GUUGUAACCGUUGUAACCCUAACCGCAAAUUCAUGCUACAAGAAGUUGACAAAUUUGACAAAAUUAUGCUAUGAACUCUAGCAGGAAAAGACAAUGAAUCAAAUGUGUGUGAAUAAUAUUUACGCAAAUAACAAUUGCAACGGUUACGAGUGUUUCGCUUCAAUCGAUAAUUAUUCAAAUUUAUGUAAAAAUAUUGCGGUCGGUGAAAAUGUAACGUCAAAUGAAUUUGCGAUGAUUUUUCCCAACUCUGUUGGCGAAUCAAAAUGGAGGCUCGUAUUUUAUCCGAGGGGACAAUACGUUGGCGAAAAUGUUGGUGACAGCAUUGGAAUUUAUUUGAUUAUGGUGUCCUGUGAACUGCAAUCCAAAACACUGAAAGCUAAUGUCGAAUUUCAAUUAAAAUCGCAAACGGACGCCAGUGGACCUGUAAAGAAAGUGGACACAAUAUUCAACUUUUCGAUUCCUUCUAAACGCUGGAUUGGUGAACCCAAUUUCGUUCGGAAGAAAUGGUUGAAUGCGAAGCGUCGUGCUCAAUUUUGUAGCGAUGAUUGUCUGGUCAUUAGAUGUCUGGUUGAAGAGACGGUGCUUGAAAGUUCUGUAGUAGCAGUGAAAUUUCCGCUGGAACAGACAACUACAAAUGUAGCUGAUGACACCAAAGGCAACGGGAAUCAGAUUCGGAAGCAAAAUGGUGAUUCAGAAGAUCCAUUGGAAAGGAAAUGUACCACGGAAGACAAGGCUGUAGACACUAAAAGCAAGAUGAGUGAGAUUCGUCUGCAAAAUGGACAUGCCUUUACAGAUCGUAAAAAUAACAAUGAUGCUGAUUGGACCGUAGUUGGUGGCAAAAAAGGCAAGAACAAUCAGUACGUGAAUCAGCACAAUACAAGAUCUAACACCGAUUUGUCGGAACCAAAGAGUUCGACCAGAUCCAAGGGAAACGGAAAACGAAAUCUAAGAAAGGAGGAAGGGGAGCGAAACAAAAGAAGUAAAUUUGACAGAAUCGUCGAUUUUCUUACGUCGUGCCGUGUAUGAACUGGGCAUGGUUGUUUGAACACAUCGUUUACCAUUAUUUUGUAAGACGUCUCGGUUUCGUUUAUCAUUUAUUUUCCUGCUGAACAUCAAAAUUAAUUGAAUUUUCUCGUUGCAAUGAACUUCAUAUUUUCGACGAGUUGUAGCAGUUCUAUUAACAUUAAGAUUAACAUGUGUAUCCUGGUGAUAUUGAUGGGUUUUAGUGUCUGUUUCAACAGCAUUUAUAAAUGAAAAAAAUAAAUUUUUUGCUUUACAAAA
This is a messenger RNA of Bradysia coprophila, 1281 nucleotides long. RefSeq lists its product as uncharacterized. Gene Ontology annotation, molecular function: protein binding. The record is from RefSeq and is a predicted model, not a curated record. Lineage: Eukaryota; Metazoa; Arthropoda; Insecta; Diptera; Sciaridae.